AUCGGCGCGGCGGUGCGGUGGACGGCCGCAGCCGCCGCGGCCGCCGCACAGCCGGACAGUCAGAAGGAGAUCAGGUUCCCGGUCACAAAGCAGCCACCACCGUCCGCGCCGGCGCAGGCGCAGGAGCUGUACCGGCGGUUGCACAGCCGUUCGCUGUCGUCGCUGCCGCCCGAACCGUUCAUGAUAAUGCGGUCGAAGGCCCUCAACCGAAGAGUAUGCAUCAACGUGGGCGGUGUCAAACACGAGAUACUGUGGAGGACCCUGGAGCGGUUGCCACACACCCGGUUGGGCCGGUUGAGGGACUGCAACACGCACGAGGCGAUCUCCGAGCUGUGCGACGACUAUUCGUUGGCCGACAACGAGUACUUCUUCGACAGGCACCCGAAAUCCUUCAGCUCGGUAAACAUAAGUCAAUCAUAUUAUAAUCAUAUUAYAUUUUAUAUAUUUAGGACUGCGAAACCGAAACAAAAAUGUAUAGCACGUGUAUUCGUGGACGGACGUAGUCUGACCGGAGCCGCACGCGGUUGUUUGUGUGUGAACCCGCAGGUGAUAGCUGUGAUAUCGAUACUGUUCAUCAUUAUGUCGACGGUGGCGCUGACGCUCAACACGAUACCGUCGCUGCAAGUGGAGACGAAAGGGGUGAUCCAGGACAACCCGGUGUUCGCCAUGGUGGAGCUGGUGUGCAUCACGUGGUUCACCCUCGAGUACCUGCUCCGGUUCAGCGCGUCGCCCAACAAGUGGAAGUUCUUCAAGGGCGGCCUGAACGUCAUCGAYCUGCUGGCCAUACUGCCGUACUUCGUGUCGCUGAUACUGGUGGCCGAAACGGACAAAACGGACACGCACCAGUUCGACGACGUGCGCCGCGUCAUACAGAUAUUCCGGAUCAUGCGCAUACUCCGCAUACUCAAGCUGGCCCGUCACUCCACCGGCCUGCAGAGCCUCGGGUUCACGUUGCGCAACUCGUACAAAGAGCUGGGCCUGCUCAUGCUGUUCCUGGCCAUGGGCGUGCUGAUAUUCUCCAGUCUGGCGUACUUCGCCGAGAAGGAGGAGCCCGGCACCAAGUUUCUGUCCAUACCCGAGACGUUCUGGUGGGCCGGCAUCACCAUGACCACCGUUGGCUACGGCGACAUAUACCCGACCACGGCCCUGGGAAAGGUCAUCGGCGGCGUCUGUUGUAUCUGUGGCGUGCUGGUCAUUGCGCUGCCCAUUCCGAUUAUUGUCAACAAUUUUGCCGAGUUCUAUAAAAAUCAGAUGCGACGAGAGAAGGCGCUCAAGCGGCGCGAGGCGUUGGACCGCGCUAAGCGCGAGGGAAGCAUCGUGUCCUUCCACCACGUCAACCUCAGGGACGCGUUCGCCAAGAGCAUGGACCUGAUCGACGUGAUUGUCGACAACGAGAGCGACGUGCCGAAGCUGUCCAAGCAGAAUUCGCUAAGAUCACACGUUGGCAGCAAUUAUUCGCAGUACGACGGGAUGAGCAGCGGCAGCGAGACGGUCCCGUUGAACCCGGCACCGGCGCGGGGUGCCGUGACCGCCAAACCGGAACCUCAGACGCUGUUGGACAUCGACAAUCCGGAACAAAACGCCAAUUCGUUUGGGAAACCGUUCGAGAGCUCGGGGAAUAUGUCCGUGAGUUGUUUUAUCGAAAAAUUAGAUGAAAAUUUCAAUGAGUUCGAAUGUUGCUCUUGUAGACAAAAGGAAGUCAAGGAGUACUUGGACGCGGAACACCUGACGCCGUACCCGACCACCGACCUACGGACGCCACUCAGCGUGGAGAUGAGAACGCUCAAGGAGGCCGACGGGUCAUCGUCUGGCGGAGGCCAGUGGCGUUCGCGCAACGAGGUAGGCAGCGUUGACAGUUCGGACACGUACAUCAGCUGCAAGUCGCAACCGUUCCAUUCCCAGGGCGACUUGACGGCAGCCGACGACCUCCACGACGCCGUUUUCGAGCCGGCCGGUGGUCACGUCCCAGCCAGCGGCCCCGGCCCGCCUGCCGCCGGUAAGGGCGGGGCCGGCAACGACUCCAACCUGUACGUCAACCCCCUGGAGAGCACCGGUGGCAAAGGCGGCAAAGGGGGGCCACCCCGGAGCUUGGGCACGUCGCCGAUGGACGAGUGCAAAGAGUUUUCGGGCCGGACUGCGGCGGUCGGCAGUCGCGGAAGCCUCAACGAAACGGCCAAACAGCGGAAGACGAGAUUUUCUCAAAUAAGUGGGAAAAGCGGCAAGUCCUCGGCGUCGGUGUCGGCCGAAUCGAUAAACCGUUCGCCGGAACCGCAUCGGAGGUCGAAGUCGAUACUGAAACGGCACCAGAACCAAGGGUCGUCGCAAACGUCGCAAGACUCGCCGUCGGGCAACCACGGCGCUAGGAUAGGCAUCCGGCGCACGGCGCACGUGGACCCGGAAACGGAAAAGCUCAUACCCGACAAUCUGUCCGACUAUUCGCCCGGAAAGAGUCCGAUGUCCCCGCAGCAGCAGCAGCAUCAACCGCCGCAGCAGCAGCAGCAGCAGCAACCUCCUCCGGCACUUCCGCUGCUGCCACUGCCGCAGCAACAGCCGCGGCACAACAACAACCAUCACCGCCACAACAGCAACCACCGCCUCAACAACAACAACAACAACAACAACGGUCGGACAACCGGUGGCGGCGGCGGCAGAGCGCCGGUCGAGGUGGCGCUGCUCCAGGACCUGCUCGAAGACUCGGGCGGCCCGAUAUUCAUUUGUCCUCCGCCGCCGCCCAUGAACGACAACACCGACAAGAGAUACUCGUAGCCGCCGCACUUAUACGAGCUACCAUAUAAAAGUAUUAAUAUAUUAUUAUUGUGUAUACGUAUAAUAUUAUGAUGAUUAAUAAUUGGAAUAUAAUGUGUGUGAAAUCGUAUAUUCGUAUAAUAUAAUGCCGCACUCUAUAGCAAGCAAAAUUCGCAGACGCACACGUAGAACAUAAUGAUAUACAGUACGAAGACAAUAAUAAUAUAUAAUAAAAAUAUAUUAUACACACACAACUCGUUCGCCAUUAUAUUGUUAUACACAUAUUAUAUAUUAUACGAUAUACAUAAUAAUAUGACGAACACGGUAUUACAAUAAAAUAUAACUGUCGUCGGGAUGAAUCAAGUGAUGUGCCGCCACUGCAGUGAAACCCGGAACCUAUCCAGGAUGCGAGCAUCCUGUAAUAUUACUAUAUUAUUGCCGCCAUACGUACGUACCUAUGUGUAUAUUUUUUGUACAACAAUAUUCGUGGACGCUCAGCCGUUUGCAAGAACUCCGCCGCCCCGUCCAGGCUGGGGUGCCCGGUGGCGUAUUAUUUCAACAAUAUACAUUUUACGUACCAUAUAAUAUAAUAUGAUAACAAUAUUAUAUAUCAUGCGUAUGUAUAUGA
Molecule: messenger RNA, 3373 nt
Organism: Diuraphis noxia (Russian wheat aphid)
Lineage: Eukaryota; Metazoa; Arthropoda; Insecta; Hemiptera; Aphididae
Gene: Shab
Product: potassium voltage-gated channel shaker cognate b
Biological process (GO): protein homooligomerization; action potential; potassium ion transmembrane transport
Cellular component (GO): membrane; voltage-gated potassium channel complex
Molecular function (GO): delayed rectifier potassium channel activity; protein binding
Source: RefSeq, a predicted model, not a curated record